AUGAAUAAAACGUACAAUUCAAGAAGUGUGAGUUCAGAUAAUCAUGUAUCAUAUGAUUCCACUGAGUUUCAUGUGGGACCAGGUGUUAAUAUGGAUGAUCUUAAGAUGACAGAAGAUUGGGAAGAUCGUCCAGCAAGUGAAUGGUCAGUACAACGGAUUGGUAUAUUAGAAUCAAAGAUUGAAGCAUUUACAUAUCAGAUAUUCAGAAGUAACAAAUAUGGUAAACAUAAUUUAUCAAAAGUGAUACCGAAAUUUAAACUUGUAGAAUUUGCAAAUGAAGCGUUUGGCCAUGAUGGUUGGUCUAUUGAUGUUUUAGAUGUACAAAUAACCGAAUCUACUAUUACGCCGAAUCAGUCAACAGAAAAUUUUGAAAUGAUGUUAACAGAUGAUGAACACAUAAUGCAUAAUGUAAUAGCUGAAGCAAAAGUUAAAGUUACUUUAAAAGACGGUACAAAUACUCAAGUUGGAGGUAUAGGAAGAGCUGUAUUACCAAGUAAAGCGAUGAGUUUUGCUAAAGCAAAAAAAGAAGCAAUUAGUGAUGCAUUGAAAAAAGCUAUAUUAGGUUUUGAAAAUAUAAUAAUGGAAUAUAAUAGAAAAGUUCAAAGUAAUUAUUAUGUUGAUGGAUUAUAUGUUUCAAAGAUAAAGCAGGAAUCAUAUAACCCUUUAGGUGUUACUUUAAAUGAUCCUAAAUUAUGA
Molecule: messenger RNA, 696 nt
Organism: Maudiozyma saulgeensis
Lineage: Eukaryota; Fungi; Ascomycota; Saccharomycetes; Saccharomycetales; Saccharomycetaceae
Source: the annotation of a GenBank genome assembly